AUGGCGGACGGCCAGCGAAUCAAUCUGCUGACGACAAAGCGAGCGACGAUGAUUGCAGCACUGGGUCGGGCUGAGGCAUUCCUGGUGGGCUACAGUGAUCAACGAGACGCUCCGCAGGUACCGUUGAGGCUCGAGUACAUAAACAACAUCUGGGCUACCCUGAAUGAAGUGCAAGCGGAGCUGGAGGCAUACGCAGAUACUGAUGAAGGUAUGGCAGUGCAUGAAAUAGUUCGCGCUGAGUUUGAGUCGCGACUUUUUUCAAUAGAAGCAUCUUUAAUCACUAAAUUGCCUCCUCUUCCUGUUAACCCCGCAUACCCUCAACCCCCGCAUGUUUCUACUGCACUCUCUGGUAUAAAACUGUCGACUAUUUCGCUUCCGGAGUUCGAUGGGGAUUAUCAGCAAUGGUUGACUUUUCAUGACACUUUCUUGGCAUUGAUACACAACAACGCUGAUGUUCCACCCAUACAAAAAUUUCACUAUUUAAGGGCAGCCGUCAAGGGGGAGGCUGCUCAGUUGAUUGAGUCUAUCGCUAUUAGUUCCGCUAAUUACGAGUUGGCUUGGCGCACAUUGGAGGGCAGGUAUUCAAAUGAUUAUCUUCUGAAGAAGCGACAUUUGCAGGCUUUGUUCGAUAUAUUUGUUCCGCGUGUUCAAAAGGAGUCCGCUGCUGCAUUGCACGGUUUGGUCGACGAGUUUGAGCGACAUACGAAAAUUCUACACCAGCUUGGGGAACCAACGGACGAGUGGAGUACCAUAUUGGAGCAUUUGUUGUGCACGCGUUUGCACAACGAUUCUUUGAGAGCAUGGGAGGAGCAUGCUUCUACUGUAGAAAGUCCAAAUUUUCAAUGUUUAGUCGACUUUUUGCAGCGGCGUAUUCGGGUUCUUGAAUCGAUAUCCGUCAACGAUCAUGCCCCUGGAAGUCAGACCACUCCGAGCACCAACCAGGCUGCUAAUUACAACCGAAGGCAAUCCCAAUUUCGGCUCUCGUCAAAUGCGUCCACCGCUAUUUCAUCCUACAAGUGUCCAGCGUGCAACGGCAAUCAUUAUAUCGCAAGAGCAAACAUCUGUUCCUGCUACGGAGAUAGUACCAGUACCAGCGCGCCAGUCCAGCAGCCUGCUGAAAACGUUUUUCUUCUAACGGUCGUCGUCAACGUCAUUGAUGCGUAUGGGCAUGCGCAUCCCGCGCGCGCUUUGUUGGACAGCGCGUCUCAGCCAAACUUGAUUUCCAACCGAUUGGCCCGCAUUCUUCGUUUGAAGCGGAAGUCCGUUAACAUCACCGUUCAAGGGGCUGGACAAAUGUCGAAAAUGAUCCAGGAAUCGUUAUUUGCCACUAUAACUUCCCGGAAGCGGAACUUUUCUUGCGGCGUAGAGUUCUUGAUCAUGGACAAGGUAACUGCAGACCUUCCUGCGCAAUUCGUAUCAACAGCUGAGUGGAAUCUACCUACCGAUAUCUUUCUCGCUGAUCCUGCUUUUAACAAAAGUCAGCCGAUAGACAUGGUAAUCGGUGUUAAACAUUUUUACAGUUCCUUCCCGUCUUCAGCUCGCAUGCAGCUGCGUGAAAAUUUACCUCUGCUGGUGGAUAGCGUCUUCGGCUGGGUUGUAGCUGGGUCGGCUGGCUUAGCAUCGUCGACAUCCCAGCAACCUUCGUGCAGCGUAGUGGCCGUGUCGAUGAUAACGCUAGAGAAAAGUGUCGAGCGCUUUUGGAAGACAGAGGAUCUGGCUACCACUGACAACUUUUCAGUCGAGGAGCGGCGAUGCGAAUCUUUCUUUACGUCGACGGUCGCGAGAACUCAUGAAGGACGAUACAUGGUUCGUCUACCUCGCAAGCCAGAUUUCGCCAUCAUGCUAGGAGAGUCUGAGGCAACCGCUCGACGUCGUUUCGAGCUUUUGGAGCCCCGUUUGCAACGAGACCCUGAUCUGAAGGCAGAGUACCACAAGUUUAUGAGGGAAUACCUCGAUCUCGGACACAUGAAGCCGGUCAAACCGAGAAGCAGUGACGACUAG
Wyeomyia smithii (pitcher-plant mosquito) is the source of this 2001-nucleotide messenger RNA. RefSeq lists its product as uncharacterized. NCBI's taxonomy places the organism in Eukaryota, Metazoa, Arthropoda, Insecta, Diptera, Culicidae. The record is from RefSeq and is a predicted model, not a curated record. The coding region runs from base 1 to 2001 and encodes 666 amino acids. The transcript has 2 exons.